AUGAUUACAGGCUCAUCGUCAGUAGCAAGUUCUAUUACCUCGGAAUCAACUAUCAAGACGAUUUCUUCUUCUUCCACAAGCUUUUCUGGUAUGGACUACCAAACAAAAAGACCCCAUCAUCAAGAAACACCGACACAUCAAUAUAACUUUGAACAGCCACCACAGCACCAGCACCAGCACCAGCACCAGCACCAGCAGCAGCGACCAUCACCACCACAGCAACAGCAGCAGCGACAACCACCACCACCACCACCACAGCAACAACAACAACAACACGUGCUUCAGUCAUUGCAAAAUCACUCCAAUACCAAUAGAAACCACACCCCUUAUAAGAAGUCUACUACACCAGAUUCGCCAUCCAUACAUGAUCUUAUACUAGAUGACGAUAAUGCGUCAUUGGACAUUUUCAAAAUGUACCAGCACAAAAGCUAUCUACCUCAUAAUCAGAGGAUUUCAAAUAUUGCAUGGAGAAUACAAAAUAGAAAAAUUUUGACUGGUAAUAAUACAGCACCUAUACUGGGAAAAAUUUCAAAACCAACAUCGAUGGCUAAAUCAGUUUCUAAUCCAGAUAGAUUGAUGAGUAAGCAACAACAAAAACUGCAACUACAGCAAUUACAGCAACCUCAACAACAAGAACCAAUGAAAACAACCGCCAAUGGUCUUGACAAUGCAUUAAAUUCAACGAAAAUUGUUCCUGGCUCGAAUAAUCCAAAUUUAGACGAAUUUGAUUAUGUAGCACAUAUAAGAAGGAUCAGUCAAGAAGAGUAUAAACUGACCAAUAUUAAUGGUAGGGAUAUAUCUCAGGAUAAUGAAAGUUUCCUUUCCUCAUAUAUAAGUUCGUUGAAUUCCAAGAAUCCCUCAAACUCGUCACUGUCAACAAUUUACAAUCCUCCAUCAGAUAAUACUGUGAUGUCUUCAUCAUUCCCAACAACAAAAACAUCUUUAAUGCAUAGACAGUCCAGUAUAAUUACUGAACAUAACAAUGACGAUACGACUACUACCACUACUAAUAAUAAUAAUAAUAACAGAAAAUUUGCAGGUACCACUAUCGCCAACAAUACCACCACCACCACCACAUCCGCACCAAAAAAGGUUUUACAAUGUACAAAUUGCCAAACCAGAACAACUCCACUAUGGAGAAAAUCUAACACGGGGCUAUUACUAUGUAAUGCGUGUGGAUUGUUCUUCAAAUUGCAUGGUGUUUUAAGACCCUUGAAUAAUAAAACUGCUAGAACUGGAACCGCCAAUGUUGACUUUUUGAAGAAGAAAGUUGGAAUAACUGCAACAAGUAGUAAUGAUGAGAAGAUUGGAUAUAACAAUAUCAAUUUAUUUAAUGAAUUGAAUGUGAAACCAGAGCAGCAACAAGAAAAACAACAAGACCGACCUCAACAGAAACAAAAACAACAACAACAACAACAACAGACGCAGCAACCACUGCAACAGUUUGCACCUAAUCAAAACCUUAUUCCUCUCCAUCGACAACAACCACAAGAGUCACAAGCACCAGAUGAAAUAGAUAGAUUGUUAAACAUGAAUUUAUUCCAAUCGGAUUUUACUACUAAUACCACUCUUAAUCAGGAUUUAAUUUUCCAUGAUUUUGCCCAUCACGCUAAUAAGACAGAAGGAGAGCAAUUUGUAGAUAAUAGAUAUGGCAAAAUAAUGCAACAACUGCUGCUACAGCAACAGCAACAAAAACAAGAGCUGCAGCAGCAACAACAGCAAGGCCAACAUUUGCACCAAUACCAACAUCAUGAUGAGUUGAAUUUAUUAGAUCCCAAUGGGAUACCGCCAACUGAUAAUGUGAAUAAUUUAAAUUGGCUUCAAUUUUUAAGCUAG
This is a messenger RNA of Lodderomyces oxycetoniae, 1836 nucleotides long. RefSeq lists its product as uncharacterized. The transcript has a single exon. The record is from RefSeq and is a predicted model, not a curated record. Gene Ontology annotation, molecular function: sequence-specific DNA binding; zinc ion binding; RNA polymerase II complex binding. Gene Ontology annotation, biological process: mRNA 3'-end processing; regulation of DNA-templated transcription. The coding region runs from base 1 to 1836 and encodes 611 amino acids. NCBI's taxonomy places the organism in Eukaryota, Fungi, Ascomycota, Pichiomycetes, Serinales, Debaryomycetaceae.